AUGACGAAGGGUACCUCCAGUUUCGGAAAGCGCCACAACAAGACGCACACGCUCUGCAGGCGUUGCGGUCGCCGAUCCCUUCACAUCCAGAAGCACACCUGCGCCUCAUGCGGCUACCCUGCUGCUAAGACCCGCAAGUUCAACUGGGGCGAGAAGGCCAAGCGAAGGAAGACCACCGGUACCGGCCGCAUGCGAUACCUCAAGACCGUCAACCGCAAGUUCAGCAACGGAUUCCAAACCGGUACCCCCAAAGGCGCCAAGGGCCCCACCGUCAACUCCUCGUAA
Messenger RNA from Bipolaris zeicola 26-R-13, 285 nucleotides. RefSeq lists its product as uncharacterized. The record is from RefSeq and is a predicted model, not a curated record. Gene Ontology annotation, molecular function: RNA binding; structural constituent of ribosome. The coding region runs from base 1 to 285 and encodes 94 amino acids. Gene Ontology annotation, cellular component: ribosome; cytosolic large ribosomal subunit. The transcript is spliced from 4 exons. Gene Ontology annotation, biological process: translation. NCBI's taxonomy places the organism in Eukaryota, Fungi, Ascomycota, Dothideomycetes, Pleosporales, Pleosporaceae.